This is a messenger RNA of Urocitellus parryii (Arctic ground squirrel), 480 nucleotides long. RefSeq names its product transmembrane protein 239 (gene Tmem239). The record is from RefSeq and is a predicted model, not a curated record. NCBI's taxonomy places the organism in Eukaryota, Metazoa, Chordata, Mammalia, Rodentia, Sciuridae.
CUAUCCACAGGUGCACCAGCCGUGAUGCAGCAGCCACGAGUGGAGACGGAUCCCAUCGGGGCCGGCGAGGGGCCGCAGCGGGCGGUCCCCUGGUCGGUCUGGGUCACCCGGCAGGGCUGGGUGCGCUGGUGGGUAUGCCAUGUGCCCCAGAGCUGGGCCCAGUGGUGGACCACAUCAGGUUUGCGGCAACCCCUGCAGCGCGUGCUGUGGGGUCUGGAGGGGAUACUCUACCUGCUGCUGGCUCUGAUGCUGUGCCAYGCACUCUUCACCACCGGUACCCACCUGCUCAGCUCCCUCUGGCCUGUGGUGGCCGCCAUGUGGCGCCAUCUGCUGCCAGCCAUCCUGCUGCUGGUGCUAAGUGCCCUGCCUGCCUUGCUCUUCACGGCCUCCUUCCUGCUGCUCUUCUCCACACUGCUGAGCCUCGUGGGCCUCCUCACCUCCAUGACUCACCCAGGCCGUGCUCAGGACUUGGACCAAUAG